Messenger RNA from Dictyostelium purpureum, 363 nucleotides. RefSeq lists its product as uncharacterized. Lineage: Eukaryota; Evosea; Eumycetozoa; Dictyosteliales; Dictyosteliaceae. The record is from RefSeq and is a predicted model, not a curated record. Bases 1 to 363 code for a protein of 120 amino acids. The transcript has 3 exons.
AUGAUUAAAAAGUUACAUUUUUUAUUUUUAUUUCUACUAUUUUCUCUAGUUAAAUCUCAAUGCCAGAACCCACAACAAACUCAAUUGUUUUUUUUAAGUAAUGUUUUUUACAAUAGUAUUAUACCUCUAUCUGGUAUAAUCACAGGUCUAGCAUGUUAUACAGAAAAUGCAAAGGUACAAACAUAUACAUUCCCAAACGGAGCAUUAAAUACUAUUCCAUCAGCUUUAUUUAACAAACCCUUUAAAGGUCAAGUUGUAUAUCAAGAUUUUAAAAGAAAUGGAAUAGAAUCAAAUUUUACAUCAACUGAAAUUACACAAAAUAAUGGAAUUACAACAGUUAAAAUUAUUGGUGCAUAUAAAUAA